This is a messenger RNA of Physella acuta, 1613 nucleotides long. Its product is annotated as serine/arginine-rich splicing factor 6. Gene Ontology annotation, molecular function: RNA binding; zinc ion binding. The record is from RefSeq and is a predicted model, not a curated record. NCBI's taxonomy places the organism in Eukaryota, Metazoa, Mollusca, Gastropoda, Physidae.
UAAUCAGUAAACUCUACGUCAUAUCCUUUCCUUCCAAGAUGUCGCGGCGAGACGGUGCGAUUUAUGUGGGUAGAUUAUCAAAAAGCACUAGAACCAGAGACUUAGAAGAAAUCUUUGAGCCCUAUGGAAGACUGUUACGUUGUGACAUUAAAUAUGGAACUGAAAUGGCAUAUGCCUUUAUUGACUUUGAAGACAGACGUGAUGCUGAGGAUUGUGUGAAAUAUGAGCAUGGCAGAGAACUCAAUGGACAGAGCAUUAUUGUUGAGUGGGCCAAAGGUGGUAAAGAUAGGAGAAUGAAAAGGAAUGAUAACAACUCUUCACAAAGCUACGAUGAGUGUUUUCGGUGUCGACGAACUGGUCACUGGGCACGAGACUGUCCUGAACUUCGAUGGGGAGGACGUGGAGGUGGUAGAGGCGGCGGUGGUGGGGGAGGUGGAAGAUGGAGGUCACCAUCACCAAGGCGGAGGUACAGUAACAGAUCUAGGUCAAGAUCCCGUGACAGGAAACGCAAAAGCCGUAGCAGGUCCCGUGAUCGUCGCAGACGUAGCAGAUCUAAUGACAAGAGAAGUAGAAGUCGAUCUGGUGAUAGAAAGAGUAGAUCUCUCAGUGGUUCACAGAAAUCUAGAAGUGCUUCUCCUGGAAGAAAAGACUCCAAAAGUACAUCUAGAGAUAGGAAGAAAAGUGGAUCUAGAAGCAAAUCCAGAUCUCGUUCUAGGACGCCACAGUCAAAAUCAGGAUCAAAGUCUAAAAGUAGGUCAAAAAGCCCCAGACAACCAUCUGAAAAUCACACAGAGCAACAGUCCAAUGGGGCAGAUGUUGUCGCAAAUGUGGAUGAAGAAGCCAGAGAUGGAGGCGAUGAAGGAAGAGCAUCUCGGUCAAGGAGUGGCAGCAAGGAUUAAUGUUGUAUUUUGUCGUUUUUCUAAUGUAAUGCUGUUAUUGUGUUCUUAAAAUAAAUUCCAUGUAUGUGAAUUUGUUUUUUUAAUUUGCUAUUAGUUUCUAGUAAAUGUUCUGUUUAUCUGCAUGUUCUUGUUUUACUCUGUGAUCAGAAGUUUUUUUAAUAUCUUAUGGCAGAUAUUUUAACAAUAAAUUAUUGGUGCUGCCAUUCAUAAUUUAUGCUUAUGAUUAGGGAAGACUUCUGAUAUACUUUAUUGUUCAUAUGCAUAUAUUUUUUUUUACUUUGAUAAUUAUUGAAACCAGCCUCUUGAGAAUAAUAUUAAUAAAUCUUUCUAAGUAUCUUGUCUAUUUCUUAAAAUUGAUUUCUAUGCAUUUAAUUGAAAUAUACAUUUUGCAUAGGCAUUAGAACUUUUUUUUGUAUAGUUCUAAAAAAUAGUGUGUGUCUGGAUUGAGCAUGAAUGUGAACACCAGAAAGUGGAGCAUCCUUCCUGAAAUGUCCUAUGACCAAUAUUUAAUAUAUAGGGCCAUAUGUUUAUUUGGCCCAUAAGGCAAGUUGAUUGUCAAUUCUCACUAAUAUUGGGAAGUUCUGGCUUAGGUAACUAGUGGAGAUUCAACAAGCUUUCUGUGGUUAAGUUCUCUGGCAACUGCUGAAAUGAGGGAAUUGUUAAGUUUAGGAAACCUUGUUUCAUUUUGAGGCCAUUAAAGAUGUUUUUAUUGUA